Messenger RNA from Aspergillus welwitschiae, 461 nucleotides. RefSeq lists its product as uncharacterized. The transcript has a single exon. Lineage: Eukaryota; Fungi; Ascomycota; Eurotiomycetes; Eurotiales; Aspergillaceae. The coding region runs from base 169 to 414 and encodes 81 amino acids. The record is from RefSeq and is a predicted model, not a curated record.
UGUCUGGUAUCCCCAUAUGCGAGCUUCCUGCAUAUCCCAUCAGAUAUACAUUACGACUUCGUUGCUGAUCAGGCAAGAAUGCGCAGUCACCGUGAGCUCAGGAGGAGGUUCCCGGAUUAUGGUUUUCAUUCUGACUACAUGUCAUAACCAUCACUGGUUAGGCUGAAAAUGCAAGUCCAUUACUAUUCUCAUGUGACCUUUCUUGUUACGCUUCUCGAUUCCAGUGGCGCACUCUCGGUGCCAUUAUGUUAUGCCUCCGGUGCACGAGGCGGCUGUAAGCCCCUUGGCGCGAAGCAGCCUGGUCGUAUCGAUGACGACUGGUUUGGUACUCAAGCUUAUUUACUGUACUCCAUGGACAGGGCCACUGGAGCUGAGGUCUACAGCUCCGGGGUCUUGUUAUGCAGCCAACUAUAAGCGCUUCACGAUACUACCCAUUAUGAGUGCUUCCAGGUAAAUAUUCC